AUGCGGGAGGAUGCCGAAAAUCCCGACGACGAAAUGAUUGAAGCGAAUCAACCAAGACAAGUCGAAAAUGACGGGGAGUCCGAUUACGAAAAUGAAGGAUAUUCGGACGAAUACGAUGACUACGAUGAUGAUCGGACACCAUCGGACGAAGAUGACGACGACAUCGACGAUGAGAACGACGAAGAGGAGGAGUUCCAAAGGUCAUAUUACGAAGAAAGUGACCGAGACGCAAUCACCAAUCGCGAAUCGGUAGGCGACGACGAGAUGGAGGCGCGAAACCAAAGACCGCAGGAGUGGUGGAACAUCGACGAUGACGACGUUGACGGGGAUGACCAAACGUACGAUGGUGGGGAUGAAGGCGCUGAGCGAGCAACCGACGAAGAGGCGGAGCGAGCCGGCACAACACCGGCGAGCGUGGAUAGAUCGGGAACGAGAGAAACGGUGGAGAUUAGUGAUCUCGAAGUUGCGACAAGUGGGACAAGAACGAACGGCAACGAAGAAAUAAACGAUUCUGAUCGUGUGUGGCGAGACAUAUUGGAUCGAUUGCUGUUAUCGUCCGACGACGAGAGACGAGUAAUCGAGCCGCAAAGAUCACAACAGCGGAGAAAUCGCGACGACGAGCAAGACGAUCACGAAAUUGUGACAGUUUCGAGUUCGGAUCGAUCGAGCAUUGUCGAAUUGAACGCAAUGUGGAUCGACAUCGACGAUAGCGAUGCCACCACGGUGGACUACGAAGACUUUUACCAAGGAAUCAAAGCUCACAGCAGUGUGCAGCGAGAGGGGAAGAUAUGCAUUCGAACGACGAAGCGCAAUGGCCAACUAACCCCG
Molecule: messenger RNA, 828 nt
Organism: Temnothorax curvispinosus
Lineage: Eukaryota; Metazoa; Arthropoda; Insecta; Hymenoptera; Formicidae
Product: sarcoplasmic reticulum histidine-rich calcium-binding protein-like
Exons: 2
Source: RefSeq, a predicted model, not a curated record